Rhopalosiphum padi (bird cherry-oat aphid) is the source of this 2226-nucleotide messenger RNA. RefSeq names its product zinc finger MYM-type protein 1-like. Gene Ontology annotation, molecular function: protein dimerization activity. The record is from RefSeq and is a predicted model, not a curated record. Lineage: Eukaryota; Metazoa; Arthropoda; Insecta; Hemiptera; Aphididae. Bases 1 to 2226 code for a protein of 741 amino acids. The transcript has 6 exons.
AUGUCUGAAAAUAUCGAACCAGAGCAUUUUGUUGGAGAUUUAUGUGAUAGCCAUGAAAGCAGUACAAUUUCAAAGGCAACUGAAUCGAUAAACUUGACAGAAAAUAUCGAACCAGAGCAUUUUGUUGGAGAUUUAUGUGAUAGCCAUGAAAGCAGUACAAUUUCAAAGGCAACUGAAUCGAUAAACUUGACAGGCAAUAGUCUCGGCAAUAGUUAUGAAAGUAAAUUUCCAAACGAUCCAUCAAAGAUACCAGAUAAUAUUUCCCAUACUUUACUUCAUUAUUUUAUGGAAAUGGGACCAUGUCAACCUAGCCCAUUCGAUCUGCUCAAUAAUAUAUAUCCAAAAUCUUUGGAUUCAAGUGGUUUUUCUAGAUCAUUUCAUCAAUCAUAUUUUCACAAAUCACUAUCAAAUGGAAAAUUAGUUAAAAGAAUCUGGUUAUCAUACUCACCAAUCUUGGAUAAAAUUUACUGUACUACAUGUAAAUUGUUCGGUUUAUCGAAAAUAAAAAAAAAUAAAUUUGUUACAAAUGGCUCGAAUGAUUGGAAAAAUUUGAAGCGAACAAUUGAAGUUCAUGAAUCAAUUCCUGAACAUUUACAGGCUGAAAUAAGUCGGGGCCUUUAUAUUGCAAAUUUACGGUUAGAUUUAACUUUACUUCAGUCUGUUAAUAAUCAAGUUGCUACAAAUCGUGAGAUUGUUCUAGCUGUAAUUCAAAUAUUAAUAUAUUGCGCUCGUCAAAAUAUUCCACUUCGUGGUCAUGAUGAACAAAUUACUUCACAAAAUCGAGGAAAUUUCUUAGAACUAGUUAAACUAAUAAAAAACCGUUUAACGUUUUUAUCCAAUAGAAGUCAAAAUAAUUUAUUAAAAAUAAUUGGUGACAUGAUACGUACCAAUAUUCUAGAUCAAGUAAAAAAAUCUCAAUUAUUUGCUGUCAUAAUUGACACUACUACUGAUAUUUCAAACCAGGAACAAUUUUCUUUAGUAUUAAGAUAUGUUAAUGAUGAUGGUAUGAUAGAAGAACGAUUGGCUGCUUUAGAAACGGCAACUGAUGGUACUGGUAUGGGACUAUUUCAUGCUUUUAAAAAUAUUACUGAAAAAUAUGGUAUAAAUUGGAGGGAAGAUUUGUGCGCUCAAUCGUAUGAUGGUGCUGCAUCAAUGCAGGGAGAAUAUUCCGGGUUAAGAACGUUAAUUCAAAAGGAAAACCCUAGAGCUUUAUACAUAUGGUGUUUUGCACACCAACUAAAUUUAGUGAUAGUCGAUACAUGUGAUUGUUGUGAAGACACAAGAAACUUUUUUGGUGAAGUGCAGUCAUUAGUAGCAUACAUGCGAGCUAGAAAAAGAACAGCUGUAUUUGUAAAUUGUCAAAAAGAAUUGAACCCAACUGAACGAGUAAGACGGUUAAAGCACUUUUCUGAUACAAGAUGGGCAUCACAUGCCUUAAAAUUGGUAGAUUCAUGUAAAGUAAAGUUAACAGGCAUGCGUUCUGAAGAAGAAUGUGAUUCAAUUAUAAAUGAAGCAAAAUUAUUUACAAGAACUCAUAAACUUGAUGAUGAUUUACCAAGCAAUUUUAAAUCAGUGAGGAUGAGGAAAAUAAAAAAAAUGCCCGGUGAAAAUACACAAGACCAAAUUCCUGAAUCACCUAUUGAAAGGUAUAGAAAAAAUACAUUUUAUAAAGUUCUUGAUCACAUUAUAAUGUCAAUAAAUUCACGAUUCUCCGAUGCAAGGGAAAUUUUGAAGGAUUUAUGUCUUUUAUCACCUGAAAGAUUAUUAAAAUUUUCUAAAGAAAAAAAGCCACUUCCAGUAGAUUGUUUUAACUAUAUUUCUAAUUGGGUAAAAGGUAUUGAUACAGCAAGUUUAAGAUUAGAAUAUAUCCAAUUUAGUAGUAGUUUAAGUGAGUUACUAACUGGAUUAAACUUGACUACUAAGUUACAUGGGGAUAAUAAUAAGUCCAAUUACAAUGAGCCACUUAAUGCAAACAUUAGUAGUGAUGACGAUGAUGAAGAAUUUAAUGACAUUUCUUUUGGCGAAGGAACAGAAAAUGCAAUUAAUAUUGAGACAAUUCUUCAUGUACUUUCUAAUUACACUUUAGUGGCUGCUUUUCCAAACUUAUAUCAAGCUUUUAAAGCACUUGGUACUAUACCAGCAUCGUCUGCAUCAGCUGAACGUUCUUUUUCAAAGGUAAUACUUUCCCCAGAUGACAAAUUUUAUAAUGAAAUAAAAGAAACUUGA